This is a messenger RNA of Ornithodoros turicata, 8396 nucleotides long. Its product is annotated as RNA-binding protein Ro60-like. The transcript has 7 exons. Gene Ontology annotation, molecular function: RNA binding. Gene Ontology annotation, cellular component: ribonucleoprotein complex. The record is from RefSeq and is a predicted model, not a curated record. Bases 121 to 1743 code for a protein of 540 amino acids. NCBI's taxonomy places the organism in Eukaryota, Metazoa, Arthropoda, Arachnida, Ixodida, Argasidae.
UUGCAGUUUUAUUCUGCAGAAGAAUACCACAAAAGUGCGGUCCUGUUAAAAACCGACUUGAUCAGCUGCUGGUGAAGUUAUUUUCGUUGUCUGCCUAACCGCUGUGGCUGUGCCUAUAGGAUGGCCGAAGAAGGCACAGCUGCACUUGCUCGUCUGCGGCGGUUCCUCUACACAGGGCUGGAAGGAAACCGCUAUGCUCCUGGCAGGAGGGACUUUUCUGCUGAAACUGUGCACAGCGUAGCGGCUCUUUUGUCGGAGAAACGAGGAGCAGACAUCAUUGCUGAGGUCCUAAAAUUGUCACGUGAUGGACCACGCCCACUGUGCCCGGAUGCCUCGGCAUAUGCACUGGCCCUCUGUGCUGCAUCCUCAUGCAAAACUACUAAGUGUGCAGCGUAUGGGGCACUGAAAGAGGUGUGUCCAAACCCAGCACAGCUAUUCGCCUUCAGCCGAUUUCUAGAGGAAGCCAGUCAGGGAGGCACGGGGUGGGGCCGAGCCCACAGGUGGGCUGUCACCAACUGGUACACCACUCGCCGCCCCAGAGAACUUGCCGCACACGUGACACGUGUGGUACGACGCCAUUCCUGGACCCACGUCGACGUGCUCCGCCUCGCCCAUGUUAAGCCACCAGAUUCCAGUGCUGGUAUAGUGUUGGUGUUAAAAUACCUUGCCAAAGGCUUUCAAGCGGCGCAGGAUCAUUUUAUGCAGAAAUGCAGCAACGACCUGGAGUGUCGUGAGGUGCUGGAAUACCUACGGGGAGUGCACGAAGUGAAGCAUAGCACAGACGAGCAAUCUGUAGCUCGGCUGAUAGAAAUCCAUGACCUCGCACUGGAGCACAUCCCCACCCACUUCCUAAAGUCCAAAGAGAUAUGGCUUUGCUUGAUUCCUCGGCUUCCUCUCCGAAUCCUCGUGGAGCAACUGCCGCGGCUGGCUCGGAACGGCCUACUGCUGUCUCGAGGGGGAGGAGGAACCGUGUUGCGUCCUCUGCUGGAGCGGCUUCAGUCUGACAACGCUCUUGGAGACUGCCCUCUGGGCCCACUGGAAACGUACACCAUUGUGAAGCAAUGCGAAGCUGCUACCCACGUUGGCACGGGUCGCGCACGGGCCGCUGCCAGUGCAACGGGAGGAGGAAAGCGCGGCCACCGCCAUCACCGUUCGCAGCUUGAGGAUGCUUUAAUGUCACUCCACGUAGCCUCUUUUAAGACCGUGCCAACAACUGGGAAACGCUACCUGGUGGCCGUCGACGUGCGAAGUCCAAUGGCUCAUUCGCGAUCUGCAGGGCUGAGCGCUGUAACACCGGCCGAAGCUGCUGGUAUACUGCUGCAGGCGCUGGCAAAUGCUGAACCAUCGGUGACCGCCCUGGCUUUCUCGGCACGAGGCAUGGUAGAUCUGGGAGUCAACAACAAGAUGACGCUGGCCGACAUACGCGCGCGCAUGCGUGAAACACCCAUGGGUCCAGUCAGUCCCGCGGUGCCCCUGCGUUGGGCCCAAGAGCAACGCCGGUCGUACGAUCUGUUUCUAAUCUGCACAGACACGCAGACCCAACCAGGAGACACACAUCCGGCUGAAGCUCUCAAGGAAUACAGAAAAGCGCUUCACUUGCCACAGGCUAGAUUAGUGACAUGCGCCAUGUGCAGUAAAGGGUUCUCCUUGGCUCCCCCCGAUGAAUUUGGAAUGUUAGACAUUGCUGGAUUUGACGUGAACGUUCUCCGCAUUGUGCAAGACUUCGCCUGUGGCCUCAUAUGAAGAACCUCUGCCUGGUAGCAGUGCUCUUCAACUUAUUUGCCAUGUACUGUCUUUGCAUCCAAACUCAGAAAGAGCUUACCCUACAUGGAUAUCCCCGUGCAUCUCGAUGCAGCACCAUCAGAAUCAAUCCGCCCUAUUUAUUACGCUCUAUUUUUCAUCGCAUUGUUUUCAUAGCGAAUGUUAUGUUUUGUUAUUGCCACUUAGUGUGUGUGAAAGGGACUGAGAAUCACAUUACGUGGUCCUUGCAGAUACAAUGCAAUAUGGGUACUUUAUGCAGCUGUCACUGUCAGGGCAGGGCUGCUGGUGUGACCAGUAGGAUACAAAGGAAGCUAUUUGCUUCCACUUGCGUUUCAGGUGGGGCCAAUAAGUGAUACGACAAAUGCUAGGUAAAAUGUAAUGUACAGUUGAUAAUUUAAAUGCAGGGUGGCCCUAGCUCCUCCAUUCAUGUGGUCACGGCGGUAAUGUGUUGCACCUUCCUUUUGUGCAUGUCUCAGGAUGAUAACAGUUUGAUAUUUAUAUGGUGUUUUACAGAAGUGUGUGCCCACCCGGCAGCAGGGGCAGAUCCAGACCCUGGGUUUUGGAGGGGGGAGUUUCUUUUUUAGAGCAUGUAGUUGAGGAAGGGAGAGAGGGAAAUACAGUGUAUAAACUGACUUUUGGGGGUGGGCCAAUCCACCCUCGCCCCCCACCCCCGCCAUUCUUGGCUGAAAGCAUAGAAGUGUUGCCCUGCGUAGGUUGUUCACCAGGGAUAUGUCGGUACUCGAAAUUAUGAGUAGAGUUAUACUUUUUUUGCACAAGCAUAAUCUGUGCUAGUUAGCCAACAGAUUAGAGGUGUGUCAUGAUAAGUCGCAAAGUGAGAAGGCCACGGCUGUAAAAAACUAAAGUGUGAAACGCAAAAUAGAAGUACCGUAAUGGCAGAUUGCAAGAAGGUGCUGGAGUACCAUGCUUGUGGAGGACAGCAACAAAAUACAUGCGGCAGCGCAGAGGAAUUGCUUAAUCGUGAGGCGUUCCCUCCUGUGGCCGCUCCCGCCGAUUGGUUUCUUUAUUUACUGUGAUAAUAAUAAUAACUUUAUUUUUGUUAUGGUACCCAAAAACAACCACUAGGGUCUACUAAUUGGUAAUGAUUUUUAAAAUUUUAUAUCUAUUCCCCUCUUUGUUGUAAAGUUUGCUUCAAGGUCCUUCAGUGGCAACUGAAAUAAUAUAAAGACAAAAACCAAAAAUGCACAACACAAUGUUUGAGGUAGAUUUAAGCAUUUCCUGACAGGUUUAGCAUUUCGUAAAGCAGCUUUGUUAUUAUGUCACGUGCCACCUGCCUUGGUAGUGAUGGUUCUUAAACGUUGUGGAUAAAUUGCUAAAUUAUAAACUUUCUAAACAUUCUAAACUUACUUGAAUUAGAGAUCUUGAUCCUCUGGUUGCCGGCUUGCCGGCUUCGUGGUUGUCACCACUAUAUCUAAGCACAUGGAAAUGUGCUUCCUACGGUGCAGCUGAGCGAAGUAAAUUAUCUGAGCGAACCAUUUAUACCAACUGUUAUAGUUCAAAUUGGCAUUUGAAGUAACUGCUGAUCCCACUGAAGUGUCAGGAGCAUUGCUGUGUUGCAUAAGCUUGUUAGAAGGAAAUUGCUAGAAAUAAUGUUGUAAGAAUCUAGAAAAUACAUACUCCAUCUAAUAUACAUAUACUACUCCAUGUAACCAACCAAACAGGAAAAUGCAGCCUACGUAUCGAUGGCUACUAACAGCAGAGAUGAUAAAGUAGGUAAACAUCCUAGUACACCAGAACUGUUCAAACAGUUGAUGAACAUUUGAUCAUUGCAGAGGAACAAUAUCAGCCCAGGAUUUUAUAUUAUAGUUCCUACAUUUUGCAUUUUGCCAUGGUUUUGCUUAGUUUCUGUUUUUAAAAAAGAAAAUUUCACAAAUAAGAACUCACAUGCAAGAUUUUGUUGCUUAUACAGAUUCAAAAGGAGCACUUCCACAUCUGUGACAACUAACUAAAAAAAUGUCACAAACAUUCUGCCUUUUAAAGUGGAAUUGUCCUGAAGCUGCUGAACUUUUUACCCUUUUAAUGUUUUAUUCUGGACAGAUUAAGUGCCCCAGUUGGAGCUGUUGGAUAUAGUAAUAUAAGCCUAGAUCUCUGAUUAUCAUUCGUUGGUGACAGUGGUAUAUUGGGAUUGGUGUUGGUAAUAUUUAUUUCGAGAUCGCAAAUAUGCAAACGUACAGAUAUGUAUAUUUUCUUCUCACUUGUGUUGUCAUGGCCUGUGUCAUCUGCAAGCUACAUGUGUGGCAAUACCAUUAGCGGUGGAUCACUGCUAAUAUUGUACAGUGUAACACUUAUUACGGGACAUGGCACUUGGUUAGAAUGUUAGCACUGUUUUAUAUUGCCAGUACUUGGUAAUAGUACCAUCCCUAGAUGCCUUAUUUUUAACUGGGGUUUCAGGUUUUUGGCAACCGUAUUUUCCAAAAUUAUAGGUGAAAAAAAAUCAAAUUUUUUUGGAAAACAGGAAACUGAUUUUUGUUGAAAAUGUUUUCAGUUAGUUCUGACAAUAGGCAAAAGAAAACAAAAACAAAGAGAAGAACAUUAUAGGAGCCUGAAUUGGUUUACAUGUUGAUAAUAUGGCUAGCAAGGUUAGCACAUCUCGAACUUGAAUUUGUUGAAGAAAGUAGAACGAGGCUAGCUGCCUGGUGUAUAUGCGAAAACGGCAUCAUUUCCUUGGGUUUGGAUUGCCACGUACAUACAGAGGGACUCGCCUAACAUGGCACGUUUUUCUUGAGCAUUGUUCUCUAGCUCAGUCAACACAUAGCUGACUCUUCUCGAGCUGUUUUUUGGGUGGUUACUAAUUUUUGCCUAACACACAGAAAUAUUGCCUGCGGACGGUUGUUGCAGAUUUUCUGCAAAUGCCGAAAACAGGAAACCCAGUUUGUGACCAAUGUGCAGACACGGUUGACUUGUACUGUUUACACCUGCUAAUAAGUGCUCUUUAAGUGCUCUUAGCCUUAUUUAUGACAACUGUGUAAGCACAGUUGUCUUAUACUGUUUACAACUAUAACCUUACUAAGUGCUCUUGGCCUUAUUUUUAACAACUGUGCAAGCACAGUUGCCUUAUACUGUUUACACCUGUUUAGCACUCUUGCUUUUUAAGAGAUGUCAUCAGUACCUGUUACUGACUUUGGGACGAUGAUAACGUGUACCCUUGUUUACACUGGUGGAAUGUGGCAUUCUCAGUUUCCACACUUUACCUCGCAUGCUGUACAACAGCGGAGGGGCCAGCGUGCCAUGCAAAAAUCAACAAUAUUCAGUGUUGAUAGCAUUUCCUCAAGCAUGAGACCUUGUCUAUGACCUCAGUUGUUGUUGCGCCACCAAGCAUCCGAUCACUCAAUCAAGCAUGAGACCGAAGACAGAACACUGACUAGACAGGACAACUAAGACCCAUAUUUAAGGCAUAGUACAGUGAAUCAUGUGCUAAUGGCAAUGAUUCAAUGUCGGUAUGUAAGAGCUGUCGCUUUGAGAAUGCAUUUAACAUCCUGAAAAUCAUUCAAAAUUAUUUCUGUGCAAGUUGCAAAGAGUGUCGUUAUCGUGUUACCCAAGAGUUCGCGGUAGUUUUUGUGCAAUAGUAAAGUUUUGAUCUGUAAUGUACACUAUUUACUGUAGUUCUCUUAUGAUCACCACUUACAUAGAGGCAUGUAAAGAAAGCGUUAUGUUACGUUAUAUAUAGAACUCUUUCUUUCCUUGUGCUCUAAGCACACAGUGUGUCACCAUCAAUUUGUUCAGGAUGCUCGAAUCAAGUACAUAUUAUGAAAGGAGUGUCUUAACGAUACCUGCGGCUCCUUUGAUGAACCCUUGUCCUAUUCGUACCCGUUCCGGAAUUGGAAGGUCUCAACGCCCUAAAUAACUUUCCCAAUAGAACCCUGAUGUCAGUGAGCUGUUAAAGUUUGUUUGCUGGACUAAACGAGAAUGUAACUGAUUUUGCAAUGAGAGCACCAUAUCUGGAAGGAAAGUGGAAGGUAUUAUCACCAUGACAGGAGAAUUAUUUCGGUAAGGAAACAAACUGUGUCUGAUCUGAGGUAAUUCCUGGGAAAGGACAACCACAGGUUCCACAUUCCACACGUCUAGUGUGAUGUUUUAAUGCCAGAUAACGUGAAGUAGUGCUCCUAGCACUGACUGCAGUACACACAUACACACAAAAAGAAAAAAUAUGCGGAUGCUUUGAACGGGUGCCUGAUCUAUCCUCAUUUUCUUUUUUACGGUAAUAACGGAAAUGUUAUCAACAUACUUAUACUGUCUGACAGACGUCGAAGUAGAACGUGUUCCAAACUGAAACUGCUGUAGCAAUUUAUUUAUGUUUCAUUGCGGACGUGUUUGGCUAUUUGUUUUAGUUUACAAGUCUUGCAUCAUACUGUUUAAGGAAAACAGCCAUGGCAAACUGGUAUCUCUGGAGUAACACAGCAUACCGAGGGAGAUCUAUUUAUUUUGGUAGGAAAAUAGGAUACUGAAAUAUGUGGUGAAGUGUGGUUUUUCUGCUUGAUUUCAUGUCUAUCAAUAGCCACUCCAGAUUAUUAUGUGCACCUCUAGAACUGAAAGAAAAAUGAUGUGGAAGUAUGUGCUAUGGUAGAUGAACUAUUGAAAUAUGGCAGUCAUUGAGAAAGCCAGACAGUGGCGGCUACCAUAUUUCAAUAGUCCAUAUUAUUAGGCACCUUGAGGCCUGUGUUAUGUUUGUCUGUUGUGUGUUUCAGCCUCAGAACAGUUACGUUCCAUCGUGCUAUGGUACAGUUCCGGUCAACCUUAACAAUAACACUAGAAAAAAUUUGUUCUCGUUUCCAAGCGCGGUAGCAGCCACCCUUUGGGGCACUAAGGGAAUGUUAAGUGAACAAAAUCCUUGUGUAAACUAACAGAAUAAUUUUGUUCAAUUAAGAUUUCUUCAUAGCGCCAAGGGUUGCUCUAAUCGCGCUCAGGAACGAGACCCUUUUUUUUCGAUGUUACUAUUAAGGUUGGCCGGAGCUGUACAUCAGUGUUUACCAACAUAUGUGACGACGCAACGCUCCUCAUUGUCUUGUGCGUUUCUGUGGUGAAUGCUGAACAAUCAGUUGGGAAUAUAAUUUCCUCAAGAUGUGCACUGUGACAAAUAUGACCACGACAAAAAGACAAACUGCCCUUUAAAAAGCAGCACUUAUGGGAACCUUCUCAGUUGCGUGGUUUUUCAAGUUCAAACUGUCCUUUGGGCCCGUUGGUACACAGUACAAUGUUCAUGAUUUAAAGCGCUAGAAGUGCCCUUGCCUUUUAGUGCCUUUAUCGUGGACAUCGCCUAGUUUUGUCUCUUUCCUUCCAAAAAGGUCCUUCAGGAAAAAGACUGAAAGGAACUUCAGGAAAAGACUUAAAAGGUGUAUUAAAAAUCCAAUGAGCUUCUUUGCCAUAGUGAUCAUUCAUGGGUAUGUGUUAAAACCUGCAGUUCUGGUCCAGUUAUUUUCAAAUAUACAAAAUUUCACUAAAUUAUCUAUUUCCACUCGGAUGCACUUGACUAAUGGCUUAAAUUUCUCGGGUCCCAAGGGUCCAAAACGUUGAGAGCUAUUGCCUGUACACAGUUCCUUUGUAAAAUUCCUAAGGAUGAACUAUAUUGUUGUGCAUCCUGUGAUCGCUAUGUACAACAUUUGAAGACACACAAGGUACAAACACUGUUGAAGGAAGUUUUUUGUGUUAGUCCUGCUUGUUCUGAGGUAUUGUUCUGAGGUUCUUGUAUUCGUGUUACACAUUUGUUGAUGCUGAAACUAACUUUCUGUAUCAGAUAACUAAGUGAGGUUUUCAAGUGUGAAUGCCAAGUCUGAAGGGCCAGCCGUUUCUGAUUAUGUGACGCGAUGUGAUUGAUGUCUACUGCUUGAUAGUUGAGACACAAACCUUUCAGUAAGUUAACACAAAAGACAGUUUGGCUAGGUUGUUACCAUUGCGACCGAAAAUGCAUUUUUGUUGUGAAGAAAUAGUUUGGCUGUUCAAGUAUACACAUGUUAAUGGCAAGUUAAAGAGUGUGCCAUUACUCACUUCGUAUUCAACAAGGCCAAAAUCGCACCACGUGGUUCAACCCAACUUCCUACUCGUAGCAAUCAGAAAAAUGUAUUUGCACGUGCUGAUUGCAGUGAUGUGUUUGUGCAGCCCACCUGUGAUUGCCGAUAGAGGGAGACUUCACUGUGAAAGACUGAACAGGAAAACGUUAUGCACUUACUUUUGAAUACACACAAAAUCCAAGUUCCUGGUCCCGCAUCAUUUGAUGAGCAGUUUCCUGUCCUUUGUUCAUUUCCAAAACCACAAGCAUGAACUGACUUGAACAGAGCACCAUACAUACAUGUUGUUCACCGUUCAUUCGUCCUGACUGUUCAUUUGUUUUGUCACCUUGCUGCAUUAUACCAUUUGAUUUUUUGAAGCUGCUUGAUUUUUGUUGUAUUGGUCAACAACACUAUGUCCAUAUUUGUAUUCACAUCCACUAAAUAGGUUGUUAACUGUUCAGUCUGUCAAAGAGAGGUCUGCCUUCUUACCAUUUUUAACGUCAACAGCAAACUCUGCAAAGAGAAGCUUUGUGCAAGUACAAUAAUGAAGUUGACAUGUAUUGAAUAUCAAAUUAUUGUGGAAUAUGCCUUAUCAACUCUUGUUUUAGAUAAAAGCAUGUGUGCAUACCCGCA